CCCUUCCCAGAGACUGGCCUUUGGUUUGACUUCUGUGCAAUGUCAGUGACUGUAUCUCUGCCCCACAGCUAUCCUACUUGCUGCUAUGACCACUCCACUGGAAGAUGCAAUGGACACCUUGAUCAGGAUUUUCCAUCACUACUCGGGCAAGGAAGGGGACAGAAACAAGCUCAGUAAAGGAGAACUGAAGGAGCUCCUCACCAGUGAGCUCACUGACUUCCUUUCAGGCCAAAAGGACCCCCUUCUGGUCGAUAAAAUUAUGAAUGACCUGGACUCCAAUAAGGACAAGGAAGUGGAUUUUAAUGAAUUUGUCAUUCUGGUUGCUGCUUUAACUGUGGCAUGUAAUGAUUUCUUUGAAGAACAGCUAAAGAAAGAGGAAUUUUAAAAAUCCUCCAUGUAAUUAAUCUCCUGACCACAAAUGCAAGCAAAGCAUGCCUAGUUAGAUAGCCCUCUUUGGUGUUUAGUGAAUGCAAACCAUAAUUCCUCCAACUGUUACUGCUCUAAGACAUUUAUGGAGCUAAUCAGCAGCUGGUGUAAGCUGGACCACAGCCAGCUUGCACGACUUGAGAUGUGCAAUAUUUCCAGUCUUUGCACUCCAUGCGUCUGUAACAUGCCUUCAUCAGUUGGCUUGGGGUGACAGAUCAUUUGGCAUGAGCUGAGACUUCCAUUUCUUCAAUGUCAGUGGAAAGCAAAAGGCAUGGGAAUGUUACUUAUAUACUUUCUGAAUGGAAAAAAUUUGGAAUGAGACAUAACACUUGCAAUUUAGUUUUCAGUCAUUUUAUAAUAAUCUUAUUUUGCAGCUCAAAACCAGGAGAUUCUUUUUAGCUCAGUUCUGCUUAUUCUAAAACCUUUGUUAGCUGCUGCUCCCCAUGCUCAUAUUU
Messenger RNA from Serinus canaria (Common canary), 881 nucleotides. It is a transcript of the gene S100Z, whose product is annotated as S100 calcium binding protein Z. Gene Ontology annotation, cellular component: cytoplasm. The transcript is spliced from 2 exons. Gene Ontology annotation, molecular function: calcium ion binding. The record is from RefSeq and is a predicted model, not a curated record. The coding region runs from base 86 to 385 and encodes 99 amino acids. NCBI's taxonomy places the organism in Eukaryota, Metazoa, Chordata, Aves, Passeriformes, Fringillidae.